Messenger RNA from Topomyia yanbarensis, 5238 nucleotides. RefSeq lists its product as uncharacterized. The record is from RefSeq and is a predicted model, not a curated record. Bases 1 to 5238 code for a protein of 1745 amino acids. Gene Ontology annotation, molecular function: nucleic acid binding. The transcript is spliced from 2 exons. Gene Ontology annotation, biological process: DNA integration. NCBI's taxonomy places the organism in Eukaryota, Metazoa, Arthropoda, Insecta, Diptera, Culicidae.
AUGCCGCUGAAGCGAACACCCAUCAAGCACCAAGAAUCCACGUCGUCUGCAGGAAGCAAUCCGCCUGCUGCAACACCGAUUACCAGUAAUUCACCUUCAACUAGCGUUAAGAAGAUCAAGAAAGCGCAACGAUUGAUCAUGGAACAGGUAGAAGCAUUCGUCCACCAGCGUGGGCUGGCAAAAGGUAAGCUAACUAGAAUUUUAAACAUACUGCAUGAAAACGAUGAGCUGCCAUCUUCUCAACUGCGAGUCUAUGCAAAGAAGAUAGACUCGGCGCACAAAGAAUACCACGACAUACAGGAGAAGAUGCUUCCUCUAAUUCCAUCCUCAAGUAGAGAAGAGCAUGAUGCACAUUUUUUGAUAUUUGAUGAGCUCCACGAUCAAGUACUAAUGGCUUUGGAAGACCAUAUGGAGCGUUUAAGUGUUGCCCCAGUAGGUUCCAACCCAAACGUAGUCGCUCCGCUUCAGAACCCAGUGAUGGUUCAGCAACCGUUGAAGGUACCGAUUCCGACUUUCGACGGUAAGUACGAAAACUGGUCAAAGUUCAAAGUCGUGUUCAGAGACCUGGUAGAUAACACAGCCGACCCUCCCGCCAUUAAGCUUUACCACCUAGACAAGGCCCUGGUGGGCAGUGCCGCUGGAAUUAUUGAUGCCAAGACGAUCAACGAUGGCAAUUACAAGCAUGCCUGGGAGAUACUGCAGGAACGUCUCAGAAAAAUGGCAAAUGAAAACGGUAAAGAGUUAAGAGCACUAGUGGACGAGUGCUCGAGGCAUGUUGAAAACUUGAAAUUCCUCAAUCAAGAAUUCACUGGCAUAUCGGAGCAGUUCGUUGUGCACCUGCUCUCCGAAGCCCUGGAUAAGGAAACAAGAAGACGAUGGGAGACUACCAUCAAGCAUGGAGAGCUUCCAUCAUACGAUGCAACCAUCAAGUUUCUGAAGGAGCAGUGUUUCAUCUUGGAGAGAUGUGAAACCUCCAAUUCAAAGGAGAACCAACCAGCAAAGAAGUCUGUUAAGAGUACUGGUCAGCACUCACUGGUUACCACGUCCGCCAGCGAGUCAAAGUUCAAGUGCGAGUUCUGCGGUGAUUCUCACCACAAAGGGUUCAGGUGUCCCCAGUUCUUAGCCAUGUUCGUUCCCCAGCGACUCGCGAAGGUGCGAGAAAGGAACGUUUGGUUCAACUGUCUUAGGAAGGGACAUCGCGGAUCAGACUGUCCUUCCAAUGGAACGUGCGUUAAGUGUCAGCGUAAGCACCAUAGCCUAUUGCAUGCGGACAGUCAGCCUUUUAAAGCAGCGGAAAUUCCCGACGAAACGAAGUCAUCCAGACCAGCAGCACAGGUUCAAGCACCGAAAGCGGAUGAGCAACGGCCGUCUACUAGUACACAAGUGACGACUGCAGCUUGCUCAACAAACAAGGGACUAGUAGUUCCAUCGGUCCUACUGGUAACCGCAGUCGUAAACGUGAUGGACAGAAACAAUCACCCACACCCCUGUCGUGUUUUAUUGGAUUCUGCUUCCCAGGUAAAUCUGAUUUCACAAGGCAUGGCAGACCGUCUCGGUUUAGAUGGAUAUCAUACAAACGUUAGAAUUGCUGGAGUUGAUGGAAUGCUGUCUCGUACUGACAAGGGUAUCGAAGUGCAGAUCCGAUCCAGAUACCUGGACUAUCAGCUGAAGCUCAAUUGCUUGAUAACCAAAAGGGUGACAUCAAAUCUUCCAGUUUCAAAUAUAGACAUCCGUUCAUGGGAGAUUCCAGCUGGAGUUCAACUGGCCGAUCCAUCAUUCAAUUCUACUGGCGGGAUUGACAUGCUAAUCGGCAAUCAAUGGUUCUUGAAGUUACUUCUACCAGGGCGCAUCAUACUUUCCGAAGAGCUUCCUAUCAUAACUGAAACGAAGUUCGGUUGGGUGGUAGGUGGUACACAUUGCAGCGAAGCCAUUCAGGAUAAUGUCGUGUAUUCACAUUCGGUUACGAUCGAGGAACUUUGCGACUCGAUUCAGCGAUUUUGGGAAGUAGAGAGCGUUCCCCAGCAAUUCCAGUCAAGCACCGAAGAGGAUGAAUGUGAAAGGCACUUCAUAGCAACACACCGAAGAGAUGAAACAGGAAGAUAUGUGGUGCAAUUGCCAUUAAGAGAUUCACUGGAGCAGCUCGGAGAAUCCAGAUCGUUGGCGCUCCGACGAUUCUUAGGGUUAGAGAAACGUUUUGCCCAACAACCAGAGUUAAAACGGCAAUACGUAGACUUCAUGCAGGAGUACGAAUCCUUGGGUCACUGUAAGGAAGUAUAUGAGAAGAAUGACGCACCAGGGAUGAGAAAGUGGUACUUACCUCAUCACGCAGUUUUACGACCUUCAAACACAACAACGAAGUGCCGCGUUGUUUUUGAUGCGUCUGCUAAGAUCAGCCAAAGCGAUUUGCUUGCUAUAGUGCUCAGAUUCCGGGAACAUCGAUUUGUUUUGACGGCUGACAUUGCAAAAAUGUACAGGCAGAUUGUGGUUGCUGAUUGUCACACCCCUCUACAAAGAAUAUUUUGGAGAAAGAAUCCUUCUGAUCCACUUCGAGUGUUAGAACUAACCACGGUUACCUAUGGGACGGCUUCAGCACCUUUUCUGGCAACAAGGGCACUUCUUCAAUUGGCAAUUGAUGAGAAGCACAAAUAUCCUCUAGCAGCUUCCAUUGUCGAGAACAGCUGUUAUGUGGACAACGCACUCUUUGGUUACGAUAGCCUUCCGCAGGCGUUUGAAGCUCAAAGGCAGCUAAUCAGCAUGAUGGAGGCCGGUGGCUUUCAUCUUCAUAAAUGGUCGUCAAAUAUUCCAGAGCUGCUAGAAUCGUUACCGAGAGAAGAUCGUGAAGAGUUAGUAAGUUUAAGCGAAUAUGGAGCAAAUGAAGUAAUAAAAACCUUGGGUCUUAUGUGGAAUCCAGAUUCAGAUGAAUUAAUGUUUGUAUCGAUGCCCACCACGAACGUAAAGCAGCCUACAAAGCGUCAGAUUUUGUCGCUAGUCUCCCAGAUGUUCGACCCUUUGGGACUAGUGGCUCCUGUCGUCGUUAUUGGGAAAAUGUUAAUGCAAUUGGUCUGGAAGGAGAAACUCGAUUGGGACGAGCCAAUUGUUGGUGAUUUGGUCAAGGGUUGGACAGGUUUCUUACAUGCACUGGAAGGGGUCAAUCAACUUCGGAUACCAAGAAGAGUGGUAAGCAGCAGUGCUGUGGCAUUCGAAAUGCAUGGGUUUGCGGAUGCCUCCGAUGUGGCCUACGGAGCUUGUGUAUAUAUACGGUCGAUAUGCGAAGAUGGAUCUGCAAGCAUGAAAAUUAUUAGUGGAAAAUCGAAAGUGGCUCCCAUCGCACCGCUAAGUAUACCAAGAAAGGCGUUGUUGGCAGCUCUUCUGCUGCAUCGUCUGGUAGUGAAAAUUCUUUCUGCUUUGAAAAUGUCAUUCAAUGAAGUGAUACUUUGGUCAGACAGUCAGGUAAUAUUGGCAUGGCUUACUAAGCAACCCGAGCAGUUGGAUUUAUAUGUUCGCAAUCGAGUGAGAGAAAUAACAGCAACUGGUGCUAAGUUUGAGUGGAAAUAUAUUCCAACAAAGGAUAAUCCCGCUGACAUAGUGUCACGAGGGUUAUCAGCUAGCAAGGUAGCGAAUAGUGAUUUGUGGUGGAAUGGUCCAGCGGUUUUGAGAGAUGCAAUUUAUCGAAUGGAAAUUCCCCCACCCUUGCCCAUCGAAGAAAUCCCAGAGUUAAGGCCAAUCGUUUCGGUGAAUAUAGUUGCGAGGUACGACGAACUUCCAGUGUUCACUAAAUUCGAGUCAUUUAGAAAACUGCAACGCGUCUUAGCCUAUGUGCUACGAUUUCGCAACAACGUCAAGAAAAGGAAGGAAAAUCGCACUUUAGGAAAACUACCAACAGUGAUUGAGCUUCGUGAGGCUAUGAAGACAACAAUUCGGGUAGUGCAAAACCUGGAGUAUAAGAGCGAGAUCCAGCGUGUUUUAACAGGUGAGCCCUGCAAAUAUAUGCAAAAUUUGUGUCCUUUAUUGGACCAUGAAGGUUUACUGCGAGUUGGUGGCCGACUGCGCCAUUCCAAGCUACCAUUCGACGUAAAGCACCAGUGGAUUUUGCCAGCUAAUAAUCCGGUGGUUCGAAGUCUAAUCAAGGCAUUGCAUCAGGAGAACCUGCAUGUAGGUCCGUCAGGACUGAUGGCGAUUCUUCGACAACAGUUUUGGAUCCCUAAGUGUCGCAACACCAUACGACUGAUUACGAGAAGCUGUGUUCGUUGUUUCAAGGUAAAUCCAAAAACAUUGAAUCAAUUUAUGGGAGAUCUACCUGAAUGUCGCUUGGAAAAAGCUCCUGCAUUUUUGAAGGUUGGUGUGGAUUUCGCCGGUCCUAUUAUGAUAAGGCAGGGCGUCCGUAAAACAAUUCCAGUGAAGGGCUACAUUUGCGUCACCAAGGGAAUACAUUUGGAGGCGGUAGAAAAUCUCUCGACAGUUGCCUUUCUGGCAGCUUUGCAACGUUUCGUGUCUAGACGUGGAGUCCCUGAGGAAAUUUAUUCCGACAACGGAACAAAUUUUGUGGGAGCAAAGAAUGAGCUAAGGGAACUGUAUGAAAUGUUCAAGAAGCAAAUGACAGAGCAGAAAAUUUUUGAGUUUUGUCAGCCAAAACAGAUUCAGUGGAAGACCAUCCCACCAAAUGCUCCGCAUUUCGGCGGAUUGUGGGAAGCGGGAGUAAAGAGUGUGAAAACCGUGUUAAGGAAAAUUUGUAACCCAGUAUCACUUACCAUCGUUGAAUUCAGUACGUUGCUUUGUCAGAUCGAGGCCAUAUUGAAUUCGAUGCCGUUGUUUGCACACUCGGAUGAUCCUCAUGACCAGGAAGUCCUGACUCCGGGGCAUCUAAUGAUUGACCGUCCGCUUACAGCGAUUCCUGAGCCCACUUGCGAGGGCAUACCGCAGAAUAGAUUGUCACGAUGGCAAUACAUUCAGGUUCUUCGAGAUCAUUUCUGGAAGCGAUGGUCAAGAGAAUAUUUAGUUGAGCUUCAAGGUCCAGAAAAAUGGACGCGCAAACGUGUCAAUGUGCGCCCUGGAAUGAUAGUGCUAAUAAAGGAGGACGACUUACCUGCACAAGUAUGGAAAAUGGGAAAGGUAGAGCAGACGUAUCCAGGCGAAGAUGACUUAGUCCGUGUUGUGGACGUUCGCACACGGUCUGGAAUUCUCACACGGCCCAUUCACAAAUUGGCACCAUUGCCUAUCUUGGAAAACCAGCCAGGGUAA